AACAAAGGUGAAAGUAAAGCUAAUUCUCCUGUAGGAAUGUCAGGUGACCUCACGGGGUUUUCCCACCUUGUGACCCUCAGAUGAUGCUGGUGGACUACAAAAAUCUCAAGGAGUCCGUGCCAGAUAUGUUUGUGCCUCUCCUGCAACCCACAAUGUUCAAGAUCGACAGUCUGAUGUCCCCGGCUUUCAGUACCAUCACCUGGACCUCGCUGGAACUGACCGCUUACUUCAAGGAGCUAGACAAGGCCUUCAGUGACAUCAAACUGCUCAUGAAGACGGUGUGCGACAUCAAAUACAUGCGUGUUGACGCCAAGCUACACCAAAUUUCGGAGACGCUGCUCUGUUUUUUACCCGGCGAGCCGCUCACUGUCGAUGAUUUCUUGCAAAAGACAAGGGAUACGACGUGCUCUGUCGCGGACAAGCUGAACAAGUCGGCCCAUAUGGUGUGCGACACGGUGCUGGAGCUGUUGAGGAUAUUCGUGAACCAAGCCUUCCUGGAGUACCGCACGCUGGAGAAAGUCUACGCCGACGAGCAGAGGAUAGCUGACCCCUCCGUGCGCAAGUCUAUGAACGCCAGCUACACCAUGACUGCCAUAGCGUCGCUGACCAACAGCACAGAGCCAGACCGGAGUCCGCUGCCCGAAGACCUGAUGACCAGGGAAGCCUACGUGACCUCGUGCCUGGCGUUGUUUGAUGACUUCAAGAACAGGAUGAUCGACGCUCUGCUCAAAAGUGUCCGCUUUUCUCUCAGCUCCCUCCGGAGGAGAUUUCUGGCCAAUUCGAGUAGAAGCAGCUCACAGGGCGUGGGCGGGGCUGGAGAGGACGACAACGUCGGAAAGAGUGGGCCCUUCUUCCAGGUGGACAUAGAGCUGGCCAUACCUGCUGUUGUGAGUGCUUCGGUUCUGAUAGUUUGUGGAUAUACCUACUGUGGUUCUUGGUCUUGAAUUCAUAAGAAAAACGUGUUCUGUAGGAGCACGGGGGGAAAACCGUUUUCUGUCGGAGUACGUUUAAGAUAAAUGUGUUUUUACUAAUCAAAAUUUAAAAUUUAUUUAAAAAACUAGGCACAUUUUCGUUUUAAUAUUUUGUCACAUGAUAGAAAUCAAUCUUUACUAACGAUUUGUGAAAUAAAAAAAAAAAGGCGCAAAAAU
This is a messenger RNA of Aplysia californica (California sea hare), 1148 nucleotides long. RefSeq names its product dynein heavy chain 8, axonemal. The coding region runs from base 81 to 944 and encodes 287 amino acids. Gene Ontology annotation, biological process: microtubule-based movement. NCBI's taxonomy places the organism in Eukaryota, Metazoa, Mollusca, Gastropoda, Aplysiida, Aplysiidae. The transcript is spliced from 6 exons. Gene Ontology annotation, molecular function: dynein intermediate chain binding; dynein light intermediate chain binding; minus-end-directed microtubule motor activity. Gene Ontology annotation, cellular component: dynein complex. The record is from RefSeq and is a predicted model, not a curated record.